Messenger RNA from Arvicanthis niloticus (Nile rat), 351 nucleotides. NCBI's taxonomy places the organism in Eukaryota, Metazoa, Chordata, Mammalia, Rodentia, Muridae. The record is from RefSeq and is a predicted model, not a curated record.
AUGGUGAAGGUCGGUGUGAAUGGAUUUGGCCGUAUUGGGCGCCUGGUUACCAGGGCUGCCUUCUGCUCUGCAUCUGGCAAAGUGGAGAUUGUUGCCAUCAGCAACCCCUUCAUUGACUUCAACUACAUGAUCUACAUGUUCCAGUACGACCCCACUCAUGGAAAAUUCAACAACACAGUCAAGGCUGAGAAUGGAAAGCUUGCAACCGAGGCCACACUGAAGGGCAUCCUGGGCUACACUGAUGACCAGGUGGUCUCCUGCAACUUCAACAGCAACUCUCACUCUCACACCUUUAAAGCUGGGGAUGGCAUUGCUCUCAAUGACAACUUUGUAAAGCUCAUUUCAUGGUAG